UGUUUUACCCUAUCUGAUAUUUGGCUGUUUUUUCUUCGUUAGGGUAUUUUACAGGAGUAAUAGAUAUGAUGAAGGAUAUGAAGGAGAUGAAGGAGAUGAAGGAUAAGCAGGAUAUGAAGUAUAUGAAGUAUAUGGAGGAGAUGAAGGAUAAGCAGGAUAUGGAGGAGAUGAAGGAGAUGAAGGAGAUGAAGAAGAAAAGGAAGAAGAUGAAGAAGAUGAAGAAGAUGAAGGAGAUAGUGUUUGAUAUGAAGGAGAUAGAGAUGGAUAUGAAGGAGAUAGAGAUGGAGGUGAAGGAGAUGAAGGAGAUGAACGAGAUAAAGAGGGCUACGCAGAAGCAGGCUGGGGCUGUAACAUGGGUCUAUUGGGACAUCAAGAUGUGCCCGGUUCCGGAUGGCUUUCAUCCUCGUCUUGUCCGUCCGAGUAUUAAGCGGUUAUUGGAGAAGAAUGGCUACGGUGGUGGUCCUCUCAACGUCAUUGCCUAUGGAAAACUAGCGGACGUCCCUCUUGAAACCCUGAGAGAGGUCUUUUCCAGUGGAAUCGAUCUUAAACUUCUCCCCCACGGUAACCUUUCAGGUUACAUUGAUUUGUCAUAUCCAGCUAAUAUUAUGGUCAUAUCCGAUCCAAAAGCCUGCCCUUAUUCAACUUCCGGUCUACAAGCACUCGGCAAAAACCCUAUCCAGCCAUUUCCAUAUCAUUCUCUUUCCACCUUACUUAUGAAAUAUUCAGGGGUAGUUGGGGAGGAAACGGCUGAAUCUGCCUUGUGGGAUUGCUUGGUAUGUGCCCGUGAUCCUCCUGGCCAAAGCUUUGCAACUUUCAUCUCGCAUUUAUCUGAUGAAGAACAUCAUGAACGGCUGGUAAUCAUGCAUUUUACAUUUUGUCGUCAUUGUCCCAACUGUUUUUUAUUUUUUAAGUCAAACACCCUCUGUUACCACAAGUAGUCACUUCCUUGUUUUGACCCCCCUUUGUUCAUUUGAUUUGUUG
Messenger RNA from Camelina sativa (false flax), 981 nucleotides. Lineage: Eukaryota; Viridiplantae; Streptophyta; Magnoliopsida; Brassicales; Brassicaceae. The record is from RefSeq and is a predicted model, not a curated record.